UUUUCCAAAGCUUACGGCGACUAGUAAGCUAGCUACUCCAUUUUAACCACUGUGUGUUUGCUUUUGGUGAGCCCAGCGUUGGGAUGUGAGAUAAAUGAAUGGAAUUACUAGUCGUACGUCGGACUUUCCGGUGCUUUCAGAGAGCGGAGCAUCAUGUCGAGGACCGAAAAAUCCGUCAGCAGUUCAGAAAUGGAGAGCUAUCCCGGUCCGCUGAGUUGAAAAAUGGGGGCAGGCGCUUCAAUAUCGCUCUGUAAUGACCCGAGCUCAGUGAGGAUCCUGAGGAGCACGGCGAAGGUCAGCCCAGAGCCCGCUGCUCCCACCCUGGUCUCAGAGCCUGACCUGACUCCCAGGCCUGUGUUUGGUGUUGCCUUGGAAACGCUGCAGGAGCACGGACAGGUGGUCUGUGGAAUACCUCUGGUGUUAAGAGACAUGGUGGACUUCCUGGAUAAGAAUGGAAUGCAGCACAGGGGUCUGUUCCGCCUGUGUGGGUCAGUGGUGCGGACCAGGCUGCUGAGGCAGCGGUGGGACCGUGGAGAGAGGGUGGACCUUGAGUGUGAAGGAGAUGUCCCGACUGUGGCCUCGCUCCUCAAGCUUUUCCUUCGGGAGUUGCCUGUCCCAGUGGUCCCUGAACCCCAUCGCAAACAGCUGGUUCUGAGCAUAACAGGAUAUGCUGACGAGGCAGAGAUGAACACGAGUCUGAGAGAAAAUCUUUUUCACCUUCCCGAAGACAGACUUAUUAUAUUGUCUUACCUCAUCCACUUUCUGUCCAGAGUGGCUGCUCACAGCCAAACAAAUCACAUGCCUGUGGAAAAUCUGGCAACCAUCUUUGGACCCUGUAUAUUCCAUGUUCUAGCAGGGCCCAUGAUGCUGGAGGAUCAGAGUGUGUGUAACGCACUGCUGCUCCAUCUUCUCAGGCAUCAUAGCGUUCUCUUUCCAGUCGCAGCCGAGGACUCGGUGACCUCCUCGCCCCCUCCACCUACGCUAUCUGCUCUGUCACACAUUGAGGUCCGACCCAGCAGCUGUCUCUCAGAGCAGAGUAGUGUGGGGAGGCUGGAGGCAGAGACCACCUCAGCCUCAGCCACCACUGCUUUUCACCAAAGACUCCACAGUCCUGACACACUGGUGCAGGGUUGUUGUGAAACCAGCUCUGACGUCAGCGCUGACAUUCAGAAGCCGAACGCAGACCAGGAGGUUCUGGAGGAAAACAGCGAAAACACGGAGGCAAGCUGCGUGCUCUCCUGCCCCACUGACCCAGGACCAGAGCGGCCUCCACGGAACAGACCAUCUCAGAAUGAUCAAGGGCAGCCACCAGAGAAAGAGCGUGCCACGCCAGGGACCCAUUCACAGAUGCCACAGCUCAAAUCUAAAUCAAAGGAGGAAGAGGAGGCGUCGACCGUCGCACGCCCGAACUGUUCUAUUUCACACUGCUGCGUAGAGUAUGAAUCUGAGAGCAAAGCACAGAGUCAGCACAGCGAGAGCCUGCUGUGCUGCCUAAAAUACAAGACAGAGGACAAAACCACAGCGUCUGAGUGUAAGGGGAGAAGAGGAGGAGGAGGAGGAGGAGGAGGAGGAUGUAGUGGUUCUCCUGACAGUGAUUGCAGAGGCAGCAGCUGUGACAGCCCGUCCCUCAAGCUCCAAGCCCUGGAGGCUGACUUGGGACCCCCACCAGCACCAGUAGACCCCCAAGCUCAGGAGAGCCCACCGGCUCAGCAGCAGCCUCUUUGCACUGAGGGACAGACCCUUUCUUUGACCCACAAGCUGAUCCUCCACUCGCCACCAUCACCACCUGCUCAGGACCAGCACACAGGAGGCUCAUCACAGUCGGCACACACCUCAUCUCCACGUUUGUCAGAGUCCAGUCCGGUCCUUUCCGCUGCCACUUAUUCUGAGGAACUUUCAGGAGAGGACAGUCUGCCGAGCUCCCCGGGUCCUAACGCCAGCCCGCUCCUCUCUCGUUUUAUGUCGAGCGACUGCCCCGUUCCGUCUCCGCGCUGCCCCAGCCUCAGCACGAGCCAGCGCUUCAACCUAGACCCUGACACGGCUCCGUCUCCUCCGUGCUCACAGCACAUACGCAUGGCUCGAUGCAGUGUCCACACAGAGCCUGAUGAGGGACCAGUGUCCAUCUCAGCGCUCAACAGACACAUCCACUCGCUGAGGAAGAGGAUAAGGCGUUUUGAGGAGCGCUUUGAACAGGAGAAGCACUAUAAGCCAGCGCACAAUGACAAGACGGCACAUCCAGAGGUGGCCAGACUGAUGAAGGAGCUCAUCAAGAGUCGCAAGCAGCUCAAAGAGUUGAAGAUGAGACAGUCAGAAGAGUCUGAGCUGAAAGGCCUCGAAGGUUUCAACCCUGCAGCUGAAACAUACAGGAACAAUGUAGAGCGAAGAGAGCCCGUAUCCACAGGAACCGAGUUACAGCAGCUGAACAACAACAGCAACAACAAACCAAAUGUUGAGGACACGGUUAACAUUAUAACCAACAGGCUGAAGGAGAGACGGCGAGAGCUGGGUCUGCCCGACAGCAUUAAGGAGAUGUCCCAUUUGCAGAUAAGUAUGGAGAAGACCAGCAUGCAGAAGUGUUUGCUGUACUUUGAGAGUCUGCACGGACGACCAAGUACAAGACAGGAGCGGACUCUGAUGAAACCUUUCUACGAUCGGUAUCGUCUUGUCAAGCAGCUGCUUUCUUCCACAGCUACCACAGCAGUCAUCACAACCAUCGAGGAAGAGGAUGGCUCAGAUGAUGACCGUCCCAGACAGCGAAGCCCCAAGCAGCAGACGCUUUGGUUUAAUCCCCCCAGGUGUGUUUCCCCAAAUGAGUUGCUGUAUCGGCCCUCCCUAGAAACGUCUGAAUCGCCUCUGGUGUCUCCGCUGGAAGAGAUGAAGGGUCUUCCUCCACAGAUCAUCACCAUGGCAACGCUACACGAAGCUUCCAGAUCAGAGUUACUGGAUCAUAUCAGGAUUGUUCGAUUAGAGAAGAGGAGACUCCACCAUGCGCUCCGAGAGUUUGAGGACCACUUCUACAUGAACACCGGCAGGGCUUGUCAGAAGGAGGACCGUGGACCAAUGGCGGAGGAGUACUGCCAGUAUAAGAACCUCAAAGCGAAGCUCCGUCUACUGGAGGCUCUGCUCAGUAAACAACAGAACUCAGCCAAGGCUAGUUGAGUUACUCACAGUGGGACUUUGAUUCAGCGGAACAGGACUCGAUCAUCUCUGAAAAAUUAGGACUCGUUUCAUGCCAUGCGCAUUAUGUAGAUGCACUUUACAUGAAGAAAACUGAUGGAUAUUGGUGACAAUCUGAACAAAAGUUGUUGUUUUUUUUUUUUUUAGUCCCAGAAACACAUCCCUUAUCAUUCAUGGUACAUCCUAUUACAAACCUGAUGUAGCAAGUGUAUGUAGCACAAAAUCUCUGUCAAGAACGAAGCGCUGUAACAACUUGAUGAGUCGUUUUUAAAUUACUGUCUGUAUAUUAUGGCACUUUGUUGCUCAGUUUAUUCUUUGCCAAAAUACUAUUUUUGGACAGCUGCGUCCAUCGUCGAUGUAGAAACUGCAUUCUUAAAAGUGCUAUCUUGGCAAAAAAAAAAAAAAAAAAGUGUAAGCUUAAACACAAUCAGUGAGACAAUCCUGCAGUGUUUGUGCAUGUCAGUUUUUUUAGUCCUACAUUGUGCUAUGAUAUGCAUUAAGAAUUCCAUAGUUGAGCUAAAUUGUGACCAUUGGAUUUUACACGUUCAUCUUGGAAAAUAUGUGAAUGUUGGUGAACGUAGGCAUCGUAGUGCAACUUAUAUCUGCUGCUCAUACAAUUUGUGUUCAUGUCGUUUAUGUUUAUUCCGUUGUUCCGUUGUUGACAAUGAUCAGAGCUUUUGACAUUGUGCACUUCUGGUUUAUAUAGUUUUCUAUAUAUAUAGAUAUAUAUAUGAAUGUAUCAAUAAAAAUAAAUAUUUUUUCACAUUUAUUCUGCUAAACACAG
This is a messenger RNA of Mugil cephalus (flathead mullet), 3961 nucleotides long. Its product is annotated as protein FAM13A-like. The transcript is spliced from 21 exons. The record is from RefSeq and is a predicted model, not a curated record. Bases 223 to 3159 code for a protein of 978 amino acids. Lineage: Eukaryota; Metazoa; Chordata; Actinopteri; Mugiliformes; Mugilidae. Gene Ontology annotation, biological process: signal transduction.